Messenger RNA from Scatophagus argus, 733 nucleotides. RefSeq names its product ADP-ribosylation factor-like 11 (gene arl11). Gene Ontology annotation, cellular component: cytoplasm. The record is from RefSeq and is a predicted model, not a curated record. NCBI's taxonomy places the organism in Eukaryota, Metazoa, Chordata, Actinopteri, Scatophagidae. Gene Ontology annotation, molecular function: GTPase activity; GTP binding. Gene Ontology annotation, biological process: vesicle-mediated transport; intracellular protein transport. Bases 107 to 628 code for a protein of 173 amino acids. The transcript has 5 exons.
UGGACAGACGAGUUUCAGUCAGACUCAUAGCUCAGAUCAGUGGGUGUGAAGGUCGAUGUUGGCUGAGUUUUGACCAGCAGGAAGAUUUCAGGACAGAAGAAGAACAAUGGGUCAAGCUCGCAGCUCAACCUCCACUCAGGUGGUCCUGAUGGGUUUGGACUCAGCUGGAAAGUCAACUCUACUGGCCAGACUGCUAACAGGACAGGUGAUGAAAACAUCGCCAACCAUCGGAUUCAACGUGGGAACUUUGGACCUGGACAAGAAGACGUCUCUGACUGUGUGGGACGUUGGAGGACAGAAGAGCAUGAGACCCAACUGGAGGCACUACCUGGACGACUGUAAGGCUCUGGUUUUCGUGGUGGACAGCAGUGACCAAACCCGGAUGCCGGAGGCCCAGAAAGCCCUGAAGAAGGUCCUGGGUGAUGAGAAGUUACAAGGGAUCCCUUUGAUGGUUCUGGCCAACAAAAAGGACCUGCCAAAGUCGAUGACCAUACGAGAGAUCUCCAACCAGCUGGAUCUGCCCAGUUACACCAACCGGCUGUGGGAGAUUCAGGCCUGCAGUGCUCUGAAGGGACUCGGCCUGCAGCAGGCCUUCUUGUCUGUCAACAAACUAAUCAAUAAGAGCUGAGGAGGAGGAGGGGGAGGGGGAAAUGAUGGGAAGGAGAUGAUUAAAACUAAAACUUUUUAAAACAUUUAUUUAUACUGAAUAAAACUAUUUGAACGUAAUCAUAAA